ACGGUGAGACCAACAUCGCCGCCGCCGCCGCCGUCGCCAUGUUGGCUUGCAGCGAGGUGAGGUCAGUGCAGUGCAGUGCAGGGGGCGCCGGCCCGUCACUCCUCCUAUCACCGCACCCCCGGAAAGGAGAUUUACUUUAAAGAGAAAAAUAAAUACAUUUCUUCUGGUUCUUCCCCAUCUCCUGAGAGCCGGUGGUGCGACCGACGACAGAGGGGUUUCCAGACAGUGGUGAUACCAUCUCCAAAAUAUGCCUGUCGUAACUGGUAUAGACCUCGAUGCGAAUGGCUACAUCAAUUGUUGCUGCAGUAACAGAAGAUUCUGGGUGAACAGUUGCUCGCCUCUGAGGAAGGAACCUUGGGUAUAUUUCAGUGUCGGCUGCAAGUAUUUCGUUUGCGCAUUGGCAUGAAUCGUUACACUACUAUGAAACAACUUGGCGAUGGAACAUAUGGCUCUGUUCUCAUGGGAAGAUGUGUUGAUUCGGGUGAACUGGUGGCCAUUAAAAAAAUGAAGAGGAAGUUCUAUUCUUGGGAUGAAUGUAUGAAUCUCAGAGAAGUCAAGUCACUGAAGAAAUUAAACCAUGCAAAUGUAAUCAAGUUGAAAGAAGUUGUAAGAGAAAAUGAUCACCUCUAUUUCGUGUUUGAAUAUAUGAAGGAAAAUCUCUAUCAACUUAUGAGGGACAGGAACCGCCUGUUUCCCGAAUCAUCCAUAAGAAACAUCAUGUAUCAGAUACUUCAAGGUUUGGCUUUUAUCCACAAACAAGGAUUCUUUCAUCGUGACAUGAAACCAGAGAACCUCCUUUGUAUGGGGCCCGAACUUAUAAAAAUAGCAGAUUUUGGCCUGGCUCGUGAAAUUCGAUCUCGCCCCCCAUACACUGAUUAUGUAUCUACAAGAUGGUACAGAGCCCCUGAAGUUCUCCUUCGAUCAACAAAUUAUAGUUCUCCUAUUGACAUGUGGGCUGUUGGUUGUAUAAUGUCAGAGCUCUACACAUUAAGACCCCUUUUUCCUGGGUCUAGUGAAAUAGAUGAGAUUUUCAAAAUUUGCCAAGUUUUAGGAACACCCAAAAAGAACAAUUGGUCCGAAGGUUAUCAGCUUGCAGCCACCAUGAACUUCCGCUGGCCACAGUGUGUACCAAAUAACCUCAAGACUCUGAUUCCCAAUGCAAGUGGUGAAGCUAUUCAACUCAUGAGAGACAUGCUACAGUGGGACCCCAAGAAACGUCCAACCCCAAUCCAAGCACUACGAUAUCCUUAUUUCCAUGUUGGUCAAGCUUUGGGAACUCCUCAGCAAGUGCAAGAGCAAGGAAAUCAGCAAAGAGAAAUGCAGUGCAAACAUCCAGUUAAUCAGUUAAAGCCUCAACCCCAAUCCACGCUUGAACCUCAUCCACCCUCAAGGUCACUACAACAAAUUACACCCUCUCAGAAUCAAACUGAUUUGGCAAUGGGCUCGCAUGAAAGAGGAAGCAGCAGUGAACAAGAAAAACAACAUCAAAAUAACCUGCCUUCAUUAAAUAUCAAAGUGUGUAAAAAAGCAAUCAAGAUGGAGGAUAAUAUUUGUAAUAGCACCAAGCCAAAAGGCAGUGCUCGACGAUGGAGCCAUACUAUUUUGAAGGACUUUAACAACUGGAAUGAUUCUGGAGAUUUGGCAUUUGGUUCUUCAACUAAAAAUGCAAAUUUAAAUGAUAAAAAAAGACAAAGUCAAGAAUCACAGUUUAAAAUGGAAAGUCUUUUAGACUUGACUUCUUCAAAUAGUAAUUCGAGCAGUAAAAAUAUGCCAACAGAUAAUAUGACUACAGAUACUACGUCCAGAGCUUCUUCAGCCAAAUAUCACUACCUGAAACAAUCAAGGUAUCUGCCAGGAAUUAAUGCCAAGAAAACCCCAUUAGCCAAUCUAGGAAAAGAUUUCAAUGUUCACAAUCUCUGGGCCAACUCUAACCUUUCCAGUAAACCGUUAGGAGUCAUUGGAGGAGCUCUCCCCCUCAAUUGCACCAAUGCAGUUUAUGCCACUGGCACUGAUGCCCCUGGAGGAUACUCAUCGACAUUUCGUAAGAAAGAAGUUGGAUCAGCUGGCCAAAGAGUGCAGCUUGCACCAGUUGUGGAAACAGAUUCCAAUUAUGCAGCUUGGAAAUCUAGCCGAUCACAGUUGGGAUGUCAGCCAUAUAAUUCUUCAAGCAAAACCAUCAGUGGGAUGAUGCCACAUCCACAUCCAAUUCACGGGCGAAUUGACUGGUCUUCCAAAUAUGGAGGACAUCGAUAAAAAAAAAAGAUGUAUAUAACAGACAUAUGCAAGUCAGUGAUAUUAGUUUUUACAUAAUAUCUACUGAACAUCAAUUUUCUCAGUGAAAAAAAAUGCCACAUUUAAGGAUGAAUUUCAAACAAUUAUAUUUGGGGAUAGUUUGGUUUGUUUCCGUUGUAGUUUGUUUUCCCCCACACCUAGAAAAAUAUUUUUGCAAGAGCUUUUUUUGGAAUAUUUGCAGGUUAAUAAUUUAAUGCUUUUUACUCUUUUCUACUUCUGUAUAUAUUGUGUAAUGUGUAUAUAUAACAAGUUUCAGGGUUUGUUUAUUAAAGUGUAUUAAGUAUUUUGUUAAAGGACAGGGUAAUAGACACAUGCAGGUAUCUUUGCAUAUAAAAGUAGUAUUUAUAGGAUAUUCUUGACAACUCUAAUAUGGAGGUGCACAAAACGUGCGAGUCAUUGAAAUUUGCCUGUGGCAAUUAAGGAGGCAUUUUUUAAGGGAAAUUUUAUUCUAAAGUUUGAAAAAUCUUUUGAGUAGCAAACUUAUUGAAUGGGCUUCAUUUUUAAAACAUGGGGAUUAAAAAUAUUUGCAUUAUUUUCCGUCUUUUAGCACACAUCAUUCUCUGUCUAGGGAAUAGACAGUUCUGCCCUGGAUGCCUCCUGAUGUUACUGGCUAAAAGAAAUUGCACUGUGGUCUGCAUAUUUUCCUUUUUGUACCAGGGAGGAUCCAUUCCUUGAGCGACUAACUCUGCCACCUGGAAAAUUCUAACCACAAACCUUUUUUAUCCUGCCAUUAAAUGACGUCAGCACAUUUGCACUUGUGCCCUCUGCCAUUGCCCUUCUCCACCCUUCUUCCCAUGUCUGGCCCUUCCCUCUAUUUUCUGUUGGCAUUAGAAGUAACUUGUCAAGAAUGAUUUUCAUUAAAGUAUUGGUUUUAUGUUCUUGCAGCAGUAACGUUGUGCUGAGCACUUGGUCUACGUUUCUAUAGUUUAUGCAUCUGAAGAAUCAAGCCACAGAAACUGCAUCAAUGCUCUUCUCGUAUUUGCUGUCAGACAUGAAAUUUAGGAAUUGGCUUCUCUUAAAUUAUCUAGUGCAUUUUAUUAAAGCUUCCCAGAAUGGGUUCUUGGUAGACUGAUAUCUCUUUGACUAUCUUCACAACGGUAUUGCUGCAAGCCACGUAUUCAUUUUUUAUUCUCUGCCUAUGUAAUGUCCAUCUCGUAUCUGUCCAUUGCUGAAUUUAUUGAUCAUUCCAUAAUUCUGAAAAAUAUUCAGAUAUAAAGAUGUGUCACCGGUUCUUCCUCAACAAUAAGCAUUGAAUGGUCUCCACAUUAUAUACAUGGAAUGUCUUGAGACAUUUUUUGCAGCUUUAUGCCAGUAACUUCACUAAACAUUUCUGUGGUGUUUUGGGGUGGGAUUGCCCAUUUUCUUUUGUCAUUUUCUUUGUACUACUUGGAUGAUAAAAGGCAAGAUAUUCUUAUAUUUGCACUGGUCUGUUAAUACCCAUUAUAACUUGUAGCUUCUCGUUAGCUAUGCCUUAGUAAUCAAAUUAAAAUGCAUUGUAGCAAUGCAGGAAAUUGCAUAUAUGUUAAAUGAGCUUAGUAUUCUCCAUUUUAUAGAGUAGUGGUUUAAGAUUACUGAUACAAAUUUUCUCUAAAUAUACAAUGCCAUUAAUUUGAAAGAUUCACUGUUGCAACUAAUGUUUUUUUUAGAUCAUCCCGAAUGACAACAUUAAAAUUAUUUGUUUAAAAUA
Amblyraja radiata (thorny skate) is the source of this 3979-nucleotide messenger RNA. RefSeq names its product serine/threonine-protein kinase ICK. Gene Ontology annotation, biological process: protein phosphorylation. Bases 403 to 2253 code for a protein of 616 amino acids. Gene Ontology annotation, molecular function: protein kinase activity; ATP binding. The transcript is spliced from 14 exons. Lineage: Eukaryota; Metazoa; Chordata; Chondrichthyes; Rajiformes; Rajidae. The record is from RefSeq and is a predicted model, not a curated record.